AUGAACGGGCGCCGUUCAGAAAGCACCAUCAGCAUCAUCGAUGGUCCCAUCACAUCCUCUACUGUGUACACCUCGGCGGAAGGCAGCUUGGACUUUGCGACCUGCAGUCCUACUGCGGUGAUGGGCGGUCGUCCGUCCGUUUCUGUUGUUGCAGAUAGAAUAGCUGUUUUGGUUCACACCAGUCCGACUGGCACUGAAGUUCAACACUGCGUGGGGGUCGUCAACGGCGAGGGACAGGUGCAGUGGGGAAGACACAUGCAAUUUGCGAAAGGAACCACCCCCAGUGUUUCCACAAACGAUAUGUGGAUGGCUCUCGCAGUUUACGACAACGGCGAGGGCAAACUCUCCAGUAGAUAUGGAAUAGUAAACCCCGAGACGAAAGACAUAACGUGGGGCAAGAGCCAGAAUUGCGGCAGUGGGAUACAACCCUCAGUUGCUCUUAGAACAGACGGAAAGAUUGUGGAAGUGCACGAAGAGAAACACCUUUUCAAGAAGAGUUUGUACUAUCGAUUGGGUCAAGUGGACAUGGGUAGGUGUGGAGUACACUGGGAGCACCCCGUAAAGAUGACCAGCAAAGCAGCAAAUGCUAAAAUUGCUAUGAGUGAUGAAGGGUAUGUUGUGGAAGUCCAUGAACAUGAAGGAGACAGUGCCUUGUGCUACACUGUGGGUGAGCUGAAAGACACCCACAUAGAAUGGGGGAAGACCCACUACUACGACGUGGGCUCUUCACCGAAUGUGUGCAUCAAGAACUGGAGCACAGCUAGUCGAAGUUUCAUCAAAACACUGCGUCAGAUAUACAGUAUCGCAUGGAAUCAUCAACCUGAAGCAGAUGAUCAUUGA
Messenger RNA from Geodia barretti, 840 nucleotides. The record is from the annotation of a GenBank genome assembly. Lineage: Eukaryota; Metazoa; Porifera; Demospongiae; Tetractinellida; Geodiidae.